Molecule: messenger RNA, 5134 nt
Organism: Protopterus annectens (West African lungfish)
Lineage: Eukaryota; Metazoa; Chordata; Ceratodontiformes; Protopteridae
Gene: KIF14
Product: kinesin family member 14
Exons: 30
Coding region: 191-5107 (1638 amino acids)
Biological process (GO): mitotic spindle organization; microtubule-based movement
Molecular function (GO): microtubule binding; microtubule motor activity; ATP binding
Source: RefSeq, a predicted model, not a curated record
AUUCAAUCAGCCAAUCAGAAUGAACUGAAUGAUUCGAAACAGUCGCGGGACGAGAUGAAAAGGAUAGAUUUGGUUCAGAUGUUUAAGUGCCCCAUUUAAAGCUGUCAUUUUUUGUGCUGCUGUGUAUCUGAUAACUGUUUAAGGAGCAAAACAUACAUCAUUGAUAUUGGAUAACAUCCAUCAUACAAAGAUGCCUAUUUACACUACACCUUCUAGAAAUGAUGCUGCUAUCUUUAGUUCGAUCCAUUUAUCAAAAAAACAUGCACUGACUGACUCUGUGAAAUAUAGUAACAGUAGUAUAGGACAGCAGACAAACUCUCAACCACAUGAUAAAAAUACACAGCAGUCAUCAGCCUUGAGCAAGAGCAGAAAAAUAAAUACUACUUAUGUUUUAUCGGCUUGUAAAAAUUCUACAGUAGGAGUAUUUGCUACGCCAAAAUCUGACACUACAUUAAGGCUUCAGAGGAGGAAGACUUCAAGCAGAGAACCUGCUGAUAAUCAAGAUGUCGUGACCAAUGAUACUGAAUAUGAUUCUGAAAAGGAGCAGCAGACAGAAAAGAAGCUUACACUUCAGCGUCGUACCAGAACAAGAUUGCUGAAUGCCUACUCUGACAAGAAUAAUACACCUAUCCAUGGUGAACCUUCUGUCUCACAGCAGGAUGUGCAGGUUACUCCAUUAUCUGCAUCUUCAGUUAUGUCUUCUAAAGUGCCAAAGGAUGCAGGCUUACACACAACACCUAAAAGCAACAACUUAUUUGGCUGUAAAGAUAGUCAACCGUUAUUAAACUACAACCCAGGCAUUGUUUCAGAAAGCACUGUCAUGAUGCCAACAUCCUCAUCUGGAUCUACACCAGUAUCCAGGUGGACACCUGGUAUGAAACUGAAUGGAAAACAAAAAGUUGGUCAUUUAACUGAAAAGACAAUGGUAAAAACACCAUAUAGUAAAAGUCAUGGUUUGGAAAGGUCAUGUACCCCAAAAAGCUUGGUUACUGAGGGAAUCAAGCCUUCCUCUAAGUUUAGUAACCCUCAAAUAUGCAACAACAUAAUGAAAAAUAUUUGGCAGAGACCAAAAAUGAGUACAGCAAAUACUUCUUGUUUUGGUGGAGAAAAAAAAGUACAAGUAAAUGAGACAUUGCAUCUAGUAUGCCCGUUACAUGAAAAGACAGACUGUACUGACUUGGUGCAUGAUCACUUAAAAAUAGAAAAUAGUGCUGUAACAGUGGCCGUGCGAGUAAGACCUUUCAACAGCAGGGAGAAAAGUGAAAAUGCAGUCCAGGUUGUUUUUGUAGAAGGGCAGGAGACAAUUGUGUACCACCCAGAAACCAGCCAACAAUAUAAUUUUGUUUAUGAUUACUCGUUUUCAUCGUUUGAUGAGACUAGUUCAGACUUUGCAAGUCAGGCAGAUGUGUAUAAGACUUUGGCUGCUCCUCUUCUGGAUAAGGCAUUUGAAGGAUACAAUACCUGUCUGUUUGCAUAUGGGCAGACUGCUUCUGGCAAGUCGUACACCAUGAUGGGGUUCAGUACAAAUAAUGGAAUCAUCCCAAGAUUUUGUGAACAGCUGUUUUCCAGAAUUGCUAAAUCAGAAACUCGUGAGGUGACAUACCAUCUAGAAAUGAGCUACUUGGAAAUUUACAAUGAAAAGAUCCAUGACCUGCUUGUAGUGAAAGAUGAAAAUGGACAGAAAAAACAAGCACUGAAAGUAAGAGAACAUCCUAUUCAUGGUCCAUAUGUUGAAGACUUGUCCACAAAUGUUGUGAGUUCCUUCUUGGAUGUUCAGAGUUGGCUUGAACUUGGUAAUAAACAGAGAGCUACAGCUGCUACAGGCAUGAAUGAUAGGAGUUCCAGGUCUCACUCUGUCCUUUCUCUUGUCAUGACGCAGAUUAAGACUCAACUUGUGGAAGAGGAGGAACAUGAACACAGAAUCAUCAGUCGUAUUAACCUAGUUGAUUUAGCAGGCAGCGAACGCUGUGGUGCAACUGAAACUACUGGGGAGAGAUUGAAGGAAGGAGUGAGCAUCAAUAAGUCGCUCUUCACCCUUGGAAAAGUUAUUUCUGCACUUUCAGAGUACUCUGAAACAAGAAAGAAUAUGUUUAUUCCUUACAGAGAAUCCAUACUAACAUGGUUGCUGAAGGAGAGUCUUGGUGGUAACUCUAAGACAGCAAUGAUUGCCACAGUUAGUCCAGCUGGAAGCAGUGUUGAAGAGACACUAAGUACCCUCCGCUAUGCCAGGCAAGCUCGCAAGAUUAUCAAUACAGCCAAAGUCAAUGAAGACACCAAUUCCAAGAUAAUCAGAGAACUGAAAGCUGAAAUAGAGAAACUGAAAACUGCUCAGAUGAGUAGUCAGGGAAUUGAUAUGGAAACCUUCAUGUUGUGCCAGCAGGAGAUCAAAACCUUGAGGAAGAAGCUAAGCCAGAUGGAGAAGGAUAUGAUAGAAGCACAGAGGAUCUGGAAGGAGAAAUUAGAGCAAGCAGAAAAACGUAAAUCUGAAGAAACAAAAGAAUUACAGAAAGUGGGAAUUUCCUUCAAAGUGGACAACAAAUUGCCAAGCUUGGUAAAUAUAACUGAGGAUCCCCAGCUGUCAGAGACACUUCUUUAUGUAAUAAAGGUGGGACAGACUAAAGUGGGCAAACUUGCACCCACUUCCACUCAUGAUAUACAGCUGUCUGGUGCACUUAUUGCUGAGGACCAUUGUGUAAUUACACAUGAACAUGGUACAGUGAACAUCUCUCCAGCCGGAACAGCAAAGACCUAUGUUAAUGGACAGCUUAUUUUGGCCUCAACAGUUCUUCGUCAUGGUGAUCGAGUCAUUCUUGGUGGAGAUCAUUAUUUCAGGUUUAACCAUCCAGUGGAAGUUCAACAAGUAAAAAAAUAUACUCAUGAAAGUGUGCUUUCAAGUGAUGUCAGAAAAGAUUAUGAGUAUGCAAAAUCAGAAUUACUGGCUGGACAAAGAGCACAGCUUGAAGCAGAAAUUAAGGAGGCUCAAGUUCAAGCCAAGAAGGAGAUGAUGCAGGGCAUCCAGCUUGCACAACAGAUGGCUGAAAAAGAGCUUUCCCAUUUGAAAGCAUAUUAUGAAAAUAAAAUGAAAGACCUUCAACUUCAACUGGAGACGGAAUCUCAAAAGAAAGGAGCUCUAGAAUUCUGUAACCAAGAAGCUGCUUCCAAAAUAGAAGAGCUACACAAAAUAAAGGAACAGCUAGAACAGCAGGUACAUUUAAAUGAAAAACGCCUAAAAAUGGAAACGAUGGCAACAAGACAGGCACUGGAGGACCACAAUUUACGACAUACAAAAAUUAUUGAGGCCCUAGAGUCUGAAAAGUGUAAAAUUGCAGAUGAAGUAGCAAAGCUGCAACAGGCCAGAUAUCAGAAGACAAAGGAUUUGCAUUGUGCUUCAUCAUGCACUCUGCCUAACUGGAAUUCUAUGAAGCUAUCUAUGAUGAUCCAGGAAGCCAACACAAUCAGCCAUAAACUAAGAAAGGACAUUGUUUUUAACAGGCAUGAAGCAUCGGAUAAAGGAAACAGUGACACUUCAGUACGAGUUCGAAAUACCAAACUUGGGAUUUCAACGUUUUGGAGCUUGGAGAAGUUUGAGUGUAAAUUAGCAGAAAUGAGGGAGCUGUAUGAAACACAUGCUGGCAACAAAGAUGAUGAUAUUUUUUAUGACCCCAAUGAUGAAUGGGAGCCUGAUAUUUCAUCUGCAUCAGCAGCAGCAUCAUUUUCCAGGAGAAGAAGUCGGAGUCUGAUGAAGAACCGUAGAAUAUCAGGAUGCUUAUAUGAAAUAAGAGUGCAUCCAAUUCAAAGUCUACAGUUUUCAAACCAUUCAGGUCUACUUAAUGCAUCAAAGCCUCUGUGCACAAAUGUUUCUGAACCAAUUCUUCCUACUGUUUGUAAAGAUCACAUUAGUUCAGCACUGACAUAUCUUGGGAAGAGUCAUUUGCUACAGGAAAAUGUGGCUGACAGAAUAAUUAAAGACUUGAUAACUGUGCGUUCUGCUGUGAACAACAUUGCACAUGCCUACAACCAUCAAGAUGAGGAAUGCCAAGAAAAUCUUUUUUCUAGUGAUCGUUCUGUACAAUUUGAAUGUGUCAGACUGACAUCAGCUGUUGAAAGGAUGGUAGUGUUGACAAAGCAGUGGUUAGACAGCAUCCCACAAUGUACAGAUGUGAGGAAGACAGAUGAAGCAUUGAAAGAUGAUAUGAAGAAGUUAGGUGGAUAUUUGCAGUUACUUUUACAGGGCUGCUGUUCUGAUAUAUCCUCAUUGGUGACUGAGGCACAUGACAAAACCAACCAGGUACUGGAGCAAACCCUAAGGCAUAUAGGAUUCCUGGUGGUCUUAGCAGGAACAGAACUACACCUUACAGAAGAAACAGGCUGCAAAGAGAGGAACUUCUCAUCUGCUUUUUAUGAUGGACUAGGCAAUGGAUUAAAGACCAUAUUGGCCAGUGGCUUUAAAAGGGCAAAGAUGAUCCAAGAGGACAUUCCAACAGUUGACUCAGAGUGUGAGGUUUUACAUCUGGGGAAGAAUACUGUUGAAGCCUUCAGCAUAUGUAUUCAAAACUUCUUAAAUGAAUACUACAAGAAGGAUGUCAAAGCCAUCUUCCAAGCCAAAGAUGAGGAGGAGAAGGAAUACAGCUUUCCUGACCUGAAGAUCAUACAUGUCCUAUGCGUUGAUGCAUUCAAGAUGACCGAAAGCAUUGCACAGUUCAGUGAUAUUGCUGUGUGUGCUUUAAAAGGAUCUUCUGGAAACAUUAGUCAGCUCAGAGGUUGUGUUGAUGCCAUUUGCUGCAUUGCAAGAAGACUGAAUGAUGGAUUUAAUUCAUUUCCUAGUACUUUCCAGCCUACGACAGGCAGCACACAAACCAACAUAUGCAACUCUGGUGCAGAAGGAAGCAAAACUGAUUUAGCCAAACUUGAUGCUGUUGCAAAGUCAGUAUGUAGCUUUUUAAGUCAGCUGCUGGGAGGAGUAAAGGAUACUCCUGAGGAUUCCCUGAAUAAUAGUGGGCAUCAUUUAAUGCACAACAGAAAACUUCAUGAAACAGACAGCAGUGGAUUAUCUUCAAGAAACAGAAUAGUUCCAAAGCAUAUUUAUAAAUUUGUGUCAGAAACUUGAAACUUAGAUAUGGUUUCUUCUGAUGAC